Molecule: messenger RNA, 1938 nt
Organism: Pogonomyrmex barbatus (red harvester ant)
Lineage: Eukaryota; Metazoa; Arthropoda; Insecta; Hymenoptera; Formicidae
Product: dynein regulatory complex protein 9
Biological process (GO): cilium organization
Cellular component (GO): cytoplasm; motile cilium
Source: RefSeq, a predicted model, not a curated record
AUGGCGAGAACGAGAAUCCGUAGGACGCACCGGGAGGAACGCGUACCGGAACACCGGAGCACCGAGAAGUCACCGCGAUCGCGAUCCGCGAUUUGGACGUCCCGAGGGAGAGAACGCUCUCAAGCGCCGCGACGCGCUCGUCGACGACGGCGACGCGGCGACGACGACGGCGACGACGACGAGGAGCGCACGGCGAGUAGACGAGAACAACCCUCUCGCGCUGCUACCACCACCGACACCGCCCUCGCGCACCUCUCGCCUCGCCGCGGCAUCGGGCGCGGCGGAAACGCGCCGUCGCGACGCCACCUCGAGAAUACGCAUGCGCCACGUCGCCUCCUGUGGGAAAAAAGAGGGAAAAAAAAAUAGAUGGAAGCGUCGACAGGAGCGGAGAGUCCUGCAGGACUCUCCCCGUUGGUGCGUGAGAUUAUUCUGGAGAUCCUGGAGGAAUGUUCAAACUCAUUGGCCAUUUACCGAAACAUUUUGCGACAAGAAUCGGGGACGAGGGACGACGCCGCUAGCAUCUUUCCCGAUGUUGAGAUUUCGGAAACGUCGAUUCUACAGUCGUUCACCGGAGGCACUGCGGAGAUGACGGAUUCACAGAGGGGAGUUGCGCGUGAAAAGCUUCGACGAGACAGUUCAUAUGUGAGCGGUAUAAUACAGGAUUUGAAGCGAGAAAUUAGCGAACGUGGAACAAUUGAUAUAUUAACUAAGGAAAUUGAAAAGAUCACGUUGCGGGAAGAGCAGGAGCAUCUUUUAAUCGAAGAGAACAAAAGAAUGCGGACGGUCGUGGCGGAGUUACGAAAAACGAUCGUCGAUAAGAAAACGGCAAACGAAAGGGAGGAGGAGCGCUUAACGAAGAAGCUCACUUUGACACGGCUCAUCGAGAAUCGAAUCGUGGAAUGCCGGCAGAGGUAUGAUCGGGAGAAGAAAAUGUAUGAGAAGGAGAUCCGCAAAGUGAGCGAUGAGAUAGAAGAUGCUCGGGAAUACUUGGACGAGCUUACAACGGAGUAUCGCAACAAUCAGGAAUUCAUCGACACGUACCUCGCGGAGCAAGAGGCGCUCCGAAAGCAAAAGGAAUACGAGGACCACGUGCAACGUAGCACAAUUAGGAUGCAAGCUUGGUGGCGAGGUAUCAUGGUACGCCGGAAGUUGGGGCCAUAUCGAUCUGAAGAAAAAAAGAAAAAACGAUCUGUUAAGACGAAGAAAUAACUUUCCUUUCCUUCGAACGGAUUACUCAGCCGUACUACGUCGGCUUUAAUUUCGCUCAAUCUGACCGGGCGAAGUAUCAAUCUAUCAGUGAGCUAACCGAGGUCACGGUUGCUUAACUGAUUUACUAUCGCAUCCUGAUAGUCAAGCACAUAAAAAAAACGUAAGCACAAUUUAACGUGAGCGAAUCAAGUCAGUCAAUCAAGCGAGAGAAUUAUCGAAAACGAAAAAUGUAUAGAGAUUUUAAUUUUAAAACUUUUGGUUACAUGAACGUACCCUGAGGAAAGGUUUGGGGGAGGGUUCAAACUCCCCAAAAAUUUAAUGAUUUUAAUGAUUUAUAAAAUUUAAUAUUUUUCUUAUUUAAAAUCAAAUACGAAAAGAUAUCUUAAAAUAUCCAAAAGAGCAAUUUAUCAAUGCAAAAAAUUGCCGUUCAUGUAUCAACAGAAUUAAUAAAAAUCUCCCACCAAAAAAAUUCUAGUUUUGCUAUGUUUUGCUAUGAUUGGUUGCAUUGCCAUAUCUAGAGGGGAAAUUGAAGAUUCAAAUUUGAUUAUGUGUGUGAUGUCUGAUAAUUUGAAACACAUAAAAAACGGAAGUAGAAUUUAGUCAGGCAAUCAAGCUGAGAAUGAUCGAAAACGAAAAAAGAACGAAUAAAGAUUAUAAUUUCAACCUUUGGUUACAUAGGCGCAUUCCCAGGAGGGAAAGGUUUAUGGGCUUCAAAUUCUUUCUCAAAAU